UCCAUCUCUAUAUAUUAUGAAACCUAUGUAUCAUCACCCUCAUAAUUUUUUCUUCUGGACGUAGAAAACAUGGAGUUGUUUCUCCCAUUUUCAGCGACUAUAACCGCAAUUGUUUUUUGUUUUCUACUAAAAUUCCUGCUGCAAAGCUUUAAAGGAAAGAGAGUGAAAAACACAGAACCACCUCAAGUCAAGGGCCGAUGGCCAGUAAUCGGACACCUGCGCCUUCUAGGUGGACCUGAACUACCUCACAGGGUCUUAGGUGGAUUGGCAGAUAAAUAUGGCCCUAUUUUCAGCAUCAAGCUUGGUGUUCACAAUGUUUUGGUGGUGAGUAGCGCUGAGAUGGCGAAAGAGUGCUUUACCACAAACGAUAAGGUGUUUGCAAGUCGACCCAAGUCAAUGGCAGUAGAACACAUGGGCUAUAAGUAUGCCAUUUUGGCUCUAGCUCCUUAUGGGGACUACUGGCGACAAGUGCGCAAGAUCAUGACUCUGGAGGUUCUCUCUCAGCGACGUGUGGAGAUGCUUGGACCUCUUCGUUCUUCAGAGGUUAAAGCAUCCAUGGAAGAUAUAUAUAACGCUUGGGUAAAGAAUAAAGAGAGUGGAAGUUCCGACAUGGUAAAGGUGGAUAUGAAACAAUUGUUUCAGAACUUGAUAUUAAAUGUUGUCGUCAGGGUUGUUUCAGGAAAAAGGUUUUCACCUGAUGACAAAGAAGGUGUUCGAUUUCAAAAAGUGAUAAGGAAAUUCUUUGUGUUGUUGGGCACAUUUGUGGUGUCUGAUUUUAUUCCAUAUCUGAAGCCAUUGGACCUGGGAGGAUACGAUCACCGGUCCUCCAUCGCCCCCUGUAUCAGCCAUGUUGACCUUACUCGUCAACAGGAUUCCAACAACGAGAAAAAAAUGAAGAUGACAGGAGAAGAGAUGUACGGAAUUGUUACAGGAUGGCUAGAGGAUCACAAGAGAGUGAGAGCCGAGGAAAAGCAUGCGCAGCAACAUGAAAGAAGCCAAGUCUUCAUGGAUGUUCUUAUUUCCGUUCUUGAAGGUGCCUCCCCAGAGGAAUUCCGUGGUUUUGACCAUGAUACCAUAAUCAAGGCUACAUGUUUGACUGUUUUAGCUGCGGGCUUGGACACAUCAUCUGCAACAUUAACAUGGGCUUUAUGUUUGUUGCUCAACAACCCAAGAGUAUUAAAACUUGCCCAAGAUGAAUUGGAUGAGCAUGUUGGAAGGAAGAGAGCAGUAGAGGAGUCCGACCUAAAGAACCUUGUUUACCUUGAUGCAAUCGUUAAAGAAACACUGCGUUUAUACCCGCCUGGACCUCUAAGCCUUCCUCAUGAGUCCAUGGAGGAUUGCAUUAUUGGUGGCUACAAAAUCCCUAAAGGCACACGUUUAUUGACUAAUCUUUGGAAAAUUCAACAUGAUCCUAAUAAAUGGUCAGAUCCUGAAGAAUUUCAGCCAGAAAGAUUCUUGACAAGUCAUAAACAUGUUGAUGUCAGGGGAAACAAUUAUGAAUUGAUUCCUUUCGGUAGUGGUAGAAGAGUAUGCCCUGCUAUUCCGUUUGCUCUUCGGUCUUUGCAUAUAACUUUAGCUACUUUAAUACAACAAUUUGUGCUUAAAAAGCCAUCGAAUGAACCCAUUGAUAUGAGUGAAACCCCGGGAGUGACUAUCAGCAAAGCAAUCCCACUUGAGGUCCUUCUGGCGCCUCGUUUAUCCCUUGAUAUGUACCCUGUUGCUGCAUGAUACCUCUGCUUCAAAUCAUCUACCAACCCUUGCUGCCACUAACCAUGUGCCCACACUCUAGUCUUAUUCAUGAAUGAUUCCAAGACAAUCCCCAAAAAUUAAAUCAGAAACUCUUCUUACUAUCUUAUCAACAGCUUGCUAAUUAUUAGUCAUACUACUUUGUUUUGGA
Messenger RNA from Lactuca sativa (garden lettuce), 1897 nucleotides. RefSeq names its product flavonoid-6-hydroxylase. NCBI's taxonomy places the organism in Eukaryota, Viridiplantae, Streptophyta, Magnoliopsida, Asterales, Asteraceae. The record is from RefSeq and is a predicted model, not a curated record. Gene Ontology annotation, molecular function: monooxygenase activity; heme binding; iron ion binding.